Stomoxys calcitrans (stable fly) is the source of this 4804-nucleotide messenger RNA. It is a transcript of the gene vlc, whose product is annotated as YEATS domain-containing protein 2. Gene Ontology annotation, molecular function: molecular adaptor activity. The record is from RefSeq and is a predicted model, not a curated record. Gene Ontology annotation, biological process: signaling. Lineage: Eukaryota; Metazoa; Arthropoda; Insecta; Diptera; Muscidae. Bases 715 to 2991 code for a protein of 758 amino acids. The transcript is spliced from 7 exons. Gene Ontology annotation, cellular component: postsynaptic specialization; glutamatergic synapse.
AUCGAUUAGUGGAGAGACGAUUAGAUGUCUUCCAAAAAAAUACAUUAAUUCGUUCAGCAUUUUAUUAAAACAGGGAACAGACAACACGAGUGUUAGAAAAUCUUGUGCGAAUUAGUGAAGUUGUGAGAUGAGAUUGUGUUGUGUGGCUCAUGCUUCUUUGGCGUAAGCAACAUAGCAACUUUGAAGGCAGAGCCAAAGUACCAACAACAGCAGCAGCACCAGCAACCAAGAAAUCAAAACGUUGUCCAUUUGUUGUUGUGUCGUUGCCAAAUCGUCGUGUAAUAUAGUCAAGUCUUACGUACGGGAGAAAAAAAACUCGGCAUUUGUGACGCGGUCUCCCCUCAAACAAACCAACCAGCCAUCAAAUCAUUAGUCUGCUCUUGCCUACCUAGCCCCCACUCUCAUUCCCCAUUCUCUCACCCAAAGAGGAAUCCUCUUACUCUCUCUCCAACCAUCAUCCUCCCCCUAGACCCCCGUUUAUUAGCACAUACUGUGAGAUAAGCACUUUGGUGAAGCCCGCAUUAGUAACCGCAGCAGCCGCAGAAGAGCGACUAGAAAGUGAGAAAACACAGCUUCAAAAUCUAGCACACAACGCAUGUAUUGUUUUCUUCUACGAGAGUGACUCAAAAAAGAAGAACCCCCCCCCAAAAAAAAAACACCGUUUCACUCCGUUACCAACUUUUGUUUGCUCCACAUAGAGAAGAAUAGAACGUGAUGGACCGCAGUAUGGAUUCUAUAGGCAGCUGUUCUUUAGAUGUCGAUGCUGAAUCAUCUGAUAUAUCAGAUACCAGUGGCAGUUUAAAUUUUCCCACACCCAUCUCCAUCAAGGACAUUACACGUGAGUUUACAGCCAACAUCCGAGAACGUUGUUCGCUGCAGACCGUAAAAAAUAAUACCACAGCUUAUGUAGAUCCUGUCACAGGACAAGUGUGCAUAGCACUGACAACACAACCGCCCAACACGACAUCAGCAACAGUGGGAACGGUGAACAAUAACAUAGCUAUUGGGGAGCCUCACUGUAAAACGACAGCGGCCACCGUGAAUCUCUUAUCACCACAAACGCCCGACGUCGAUACGUACGACAAGAAACCGAGUUAUUUAAAUUUGGCCUGUUGUGUCAACGGCUAUUCGAACAUAACUACAUACGAUUCGAAAAUACGACAAGAUAUCAACAAAUCACGCGAAGUCUCACCCAUUCGACCCUCGUCGAGUAGUCUGCAGUAUUGCAAGAAGAACAACUCUUUGGCACCACCCGUACUGCUGGCCAUGCCUAAUGUCAAUGUAACCUCGCCCCAUCACCAUCAUCUGCACAUGACUUCGAAUGGUGGUGGAGGCGGCAGCGGAAUUAUGACAACCAUAGGGACCAAAUACACCAUCAUCGAGAAUAAUAAUCAUGCACAGAAUGGCAGCGAUAGUCUGCACAAUCUUAGUGUGGGUGGUGAUGAGGUAGGUGGAGGUGGUGGUGGUGGUGUUGGUGGCGGAGGGUCUUCGUCUACCGCGCGUAGCUUUAUACAACAACGAGUAGAGAGAUUAUAUGGCCCCGGAGCAUUAGCCCAAGGCUUUUAUAGUCCCAAAAAGACCAAGGCCUCUCCACAACGUCUCAACCGUUCACAGACUUGCGAAAAUGGAGGCGGCAGUGCCACCUCGGAGCUGGCUCGAAAAUUCCAAGAGUUAUCGCCCAGUAAAGACUAUAAUAAGUUCCGCGAGAAGCUCACCACCAAUGGUAGACCCUCCAUACCGGCCAGUUUGUCCUCCUCGGCAGCGGACAAUUUAAAUACCGAGAAUAAUAACAUUGACUUACCAUGUUUGAGACAUUUAUCACAAGAAUUUAGAGCUCAAUUGCCCAUUGUGUCACCCAAAAGAAACUUCUCCAGAAGUUCCCCUGGCAGGGAACUAACGAACCACAGCAAUACCACGACGGUGUCAAACACCCACACCACCACAACAAAAACAAAUGAAACACAAAAUUACAGCACAAGUAAUGGCACCACCACUACAAGCAAUUCGAUCACCAAAACGACAACUACAACAAUUAAUAAUCAUUACCACCAUCCACACAAUAAUGAAUCCAAGUCACAAAAUAUCAUCAACUCAUCUGGUAUAGGUGAUCAAACCAUCGAUGAAGUGGAUCGCCAGAUACCUUUAGAGACGAGUACAGAGUUAGUUCAUACACCACUACCAGCAUCAGCGUCAUCAACGUCCUCGACAGUCCAUGUCCUCCAACCAUUAGCCGCCGAAGUAGUUGUAACACCAAAUUCCCAAAUUUCUAAAGAGACUGCUUUUAGCGACGCCACUGAAACACCAAACACUACUUCCAGUAAUGGUGCUGUGGCCCCCAUUAAGGAUGCCCAUUUCUUCCUGCAGCAAUUGAAGAGUGAACAAAAUCGUUUACUAGAGAUGGCAGCGGUAGCAGAGAAAUAUUUAGAUGCUCUAGCGAGUAAUCCUGAUAUUACCGAGGAUACUUUGGGUCUUUUACGUUCGGCUGCCGGAAAGGCCCGUCUAUUAGUCUCACAAAAGAUGAAACAAUUUGAAGGUUUGUGUCACAAUAAUCUUAACAGUUCACCGGAGGACCAGUUUCCAACCACAGUCGAUGAUUUGCAAGGAUUCUGGGAUAUGGUGUAUUUACAAGUAGAUCACAUAGAUUCAAUAUUUAAAGGAAUCGAACAAUUGAAGGCAAAUGAAUGGAAAAAACCCGCAGACAUGCUAAUGCCCACUAUGGCCAACAACAGCAGUAAUUCCUUAAAAACACCCAAAACCAUUAAGACAAACAAAUCGCGUGCAAACACCCCACUGGCAAAUGGUGGUGGUUCCAGUAGUGCAGCAUCAACGCCUUCCGCAGCGGCGCUCAAACGUGAGGCCCAACGUAAAAAAUUGCAAGAAAUGAAACGGCGCAAUCGGGAAGCUAUGGCUGCUGCUGCAGGCCACACAAACGAUACAUUAAUAGAUGGAGUUGAAAUUCUUGCAGUGGAUACUAAGGAGCAGGAAAGCUAAUUAUCUGCUUUGGCAAGGCCUUUUUAUAGGGGUCAUGAAAAUAAACGGGAACUAAUAGUUGAAUACUCUUACCAUACAUACUAAUCUAAUACGGAACUAACUAACUGUCUUGUCUCUAAUAAUAUACUCUAUCUUGCUAAUUAUAUCAUACUGUACCACUACUACCACUACUACUACCAAUACAACUAGUCUAGGAAAGCGCUAAGAAAAUAAUGCAAAAACAUCUAAAUUAUUUAAUGAGAAAUGAUAAAGAAAAAAAAAAUAUUAUAAUUGUGAGUAAAUUUAAGAAAAUAAAAAAUCCCUUAUAUGUCUUAAAAGCGAAGGAAACGCAAGAAGAGAACAUUAUGUGCAGGUUCAAAACAGAGUCGUGCUUAGAAAGCUAACCUCUUAUGUCCCCCACCCAUAAUAAACACAUUUUCCAAGCAUGCUGUAGAACCUAAAACCCCCCUAAACCCCAGUAAUGAGAACAAGAUCAAAUUUUUUAAGAAGCUAAAUUAAUUGUUACAAAAAUAUUUCGCAAAAAAAUUAACGCAAAAGGAAAAUCAAAACAAUUGUUACAAUUGUUAAUUAAUAUAAAAUAUACAAAAAAAUAAAAAAAAAACAAAUCACCAUAAAAUUGUGUUGUAUGAUGACAAAAACAAAGAAACAAAACACCUAACGAUAAAGAUAGAACAUAAAACGAACUUAUAUUGAAAUGCCUUUUAAAAAAAAUGUUUAUUUAGAAUUUAACAACAACAACAACAACAAACGAUUUAUGUAAUAAUCAUUCUCUAGUACAAGUAUUAACGAUAGUAUUGCUUUGCCCAUCCCCAUACAAAAUACAAUAUAUAGAAGAUGACUCAUUUGGCCAACUCCUCCAACUCUGCCCCCAAACCUAAACACUCUCCAAUUCAAUUCAAAAUGUGCAGAAAUCCCAGCUCGAUUCGGUUUUGUUCUUGUUUUAUAAGAAAAAAAAAAUAUGUUGUCUUAAACAAUCCAGUUGUAACUAAUUUUCUCCCCGCAUAUUGUACAAAAUUUUGUAAUUUAUUGAAGAGUCUAUUUGGGAAUAUUUUGAUUUUGUAUUCUUUUUUUAAUGGCGACAACAAAAGACAUUUUUUUCUAAUCGUUUAUAUAUGUAGGAAAUGUUAUUUGUUUUGAUACCACUACUACCACAUAAUCUACCUAUAUAUUUUUUACAUACCUUUAUUAAUUAAUGAUAAAGCAAAAAAAUGAGAAGAAAAAUAAUAAUCAAACAAACUUAUUUAACAUGUGUCUAAUAGUUUUAUUAUAAAAAAAAAUUAUCAUCAACAUCGUCAUAAUCAUAAUCAUUGCCCUUUUCAUACGCUAAAUUAAGAAGCCUUCCCUGGAAUUCCCUUUCUCUAACAUUUGUUUUUUAAUUUUUUAUGAUUUAUUAAUUUUUGUUGUUUGUAAUUUGUCGCCCUCUUUCUGCCUUCCGUUUUCACACUUGUGUCUUUAUUAAUACAAUUGAUAACCCCUAAGGACAGUCCUUAUAGUUGCUCUCUAUUUGUUCUAUAUACCCUACACAUAGCAUCAUACCAACAUACAUACAUAAAAUAUGCCUUGUUGCAUUUAUACAAAUCAAUUCACGUUUAUACUUUGUUUUGAAAUUUUCACCAAACUAAAAUUUUUUAACUUGAUUUGCAAAGAAACAGAAAAAAACGAAAUAUAGCUUUAAGUUGAAAAUAAUAUUUUAUUGAGAAAGAGAAGAAAAAAAAACAACAAAAGAAGAUUAAAAACAACAACAACAAAACCCACGACAACAACCAACUAAUAUUAAUAAAGUUAUUUUUUAUUCAUUAUCAACAAAACAAAA